CAAUAUAACUACACUAUCACUACUUCCAAGUUUUAAAAAAAAACAACCCGUCACAUUAUGUCAUGUUUAUGUUUAGCCGCAGUAAUACGGGUUGCACCAGGAAGCGACGUCACAUCACAGUCGAAAAGUGACCCAUCAUCCAAAUAAGAGGUUGACACUUCAUGUCGAGUCCUUUUGAUGGAGAAGUUGAAGGGUUCAGUAGUUGAGUGACCAUGGACACCCUGUCCAGCCACAGCUCUUACCUGCUGCAGCAGCUCCAGGAGCAGAGGAUCCAGGGGCUGCUCUGUGACUGCAUGCUGGUGGUCAAAGGUGUCUGCUUCAAAGCCCACAAAAAUGUCCUGGCUGCUUUCAGCUCCUACUUCAGGUCUUUAUUCCAAAACUCCCCCAGUCAGAAGAAUGAGGUGUUCAACUUGGUCAUCCAGGAUGUUAGUGGCAUCGGUCAAAUAUUGGACUACAUGUACACCUCCCAUCUUGACAUAAACCAAGAUAAUGUUCAAGCGCUCCUGGACAUUGCUCAGUGUUUGCAGGUUCCAAACAUUCAGACCAUGUGUAAUGCUUUCCUCAAGCCUUGUCCUCCCCCGGUGGAAAUCCCGUCAUUUUCUCUCCCGGGCAUGCUGAGCUCAGAGCACGACUGCCUCCUGGGGAGCAGUCUUCCUCAUGAUGUUGACCUUCACUGUCCCUCUGAGACCCAGAGGCCUGGCUUCAGCAGUGACAUAGACCACAGCAAAAGGAUGUCUGUUUCCGUACCUAAUAGUGGCUCAAACUGUGACACAGCUAGCAGCACUCAAGCACCCGUUGAAAAACAGCUUGUCCAUGGCUACAAGCUCCGUAACUUCUACAGUAAGCAGUACUUCAAGCAAAGUGCAAUUCAGACUAAUAGUGCAGCGUCAAAUCAAGGCCCAGGCCCUUUGGUGCUGGUGGAGGAGCAGCAGUGUCAGCUCGGGGUCAGCCAGGGAAGCAGCCACACUCCUGUAUGUUCAGGAAACACAGUUCAGCCCAGUCCUCCCUGCACAUCUGUGGCAGCUGAAAAGAACCCUGUCUCCUCUUUAACACCGUCAGAUAAUUUAAACACCCCCAACUCUAACACAGAAGACUCCAUGCUCAACAAGCCAGUGCGCCCAAAGAAGGCCGUCUACCUGAAGAAAUACAACUACCUCCGGUCUCAGAAGGCUUUGGAGGAGAUGUUUGCUGAAUCAGUCAGUGAACCCGUUGUCUGUUGUCCGAAAGAAAGUCUUCAAGAAGAGUCUGUGGUCCAGACUGGAGCUUCAGAAGCUCCCGUUGAGGGCCUAAAUGCAAACAUGGAGGAGGUUACAGAGGCACCAACAGAUGCACAACUUCCCAGUCCUCCACCUGUAAACCAAGAAGAGCAAAAUCUGAAGAGUGUGCCAGAGCCGGCACAGCAGACAGGGCACAAGCAGUACUGUUGUGAGGUGUGUGGGAAGAUCUUUAAACACCCGAGCAACCUGGAGCUGCACAAGCGCUCACAUACCGGUGAGAAGCCUUUUCAGUGUAAUGUCUGUGGGAAAAACUUUUCUCAGGCUGGGAAUUUACAGACACAUUUGCGGCGACAUUCUGGAGAGAAACCGUACAUAUGUGAGUUAUGUGGUAAAAGCUUUACUGCUUCAGGGGAUGUCCAUCGUCACAAAGUGGUCCACACAGGAGAGAAGCCACAUCUGUGUGAUAUAUGUGGUCGAGGAUUCAACAACUUGAGUAAUCUCAAGGAGCACAAGAGGACUCACGCCACCGACAAGACAUUCACAUGUGACCAGUGUGGAAAAUCCUUCAACACGCACAGAAAGCUUCUGAAGCAUAAAGCCCGCCACGUUGGAGAAAAACCACACAGCUGUGCCACCUGUGGGAAGUGCUUCAUUGGCUCCGGGGACCUGCAGCGUCACAUACGGUCACACACUGGUGAGAAACCCUACGUCUGUAACGCCUGUGGAAAGAGCUUUACCCGCUCUGCCAUGCUGAGGAGACACAGUAACAUGCAUUGCAAGGGAGCUCCAGCCGACAUCCCGGUAACUGACAGCUCUGACCCACCUCGUAGCUCAGAUGGAGCAGCCUCAUUCUCCAAACCUGUCAACCACACUAAACCUCCUGCUGUGACCAGUGAGCAGCAUUUUCCCAGCAUGAUGCCCCAUGCAGGGUUAGAGAAACCCUCGCCGCCUACUUCACCACCACAACCGACGUCACAUAUAGAGACUACACCUCCCAGCAUGCACCUCAGCCCAGCUUCUACACCCACCCCCCUUCCAGAGCUGCGCUCGCUGGUACCCCAUCAUCUCCUCUCCUCCAACCACCAGGAGAGAAGUGCAGCCAUGACUGCCACCAAACCCCACCUGCCUCAGGAGGUUGUGUACGGUCCAUAUGUAGAGAAUGGGAACAUGACAGUGGAGAUGAGCAGAGGUGCGGUGGGCAGGCCCUACCUGCCUCCCACAGACAAUCACUGUAAUUCUCUUACACCUUCUAGCAGGGCCGGUACUGGGUCCUACAGGUCCAGUGAGGGCCAGUUUAUCUCCAGUGUAACACUGUGGGGCCUGGCAAUGAAAACUCUGCAGAAUGACAAUGACAUGGAGCAGUGAAAUGUCGCAUGUUCUUCAGAUUAGCACAGCAUCGAGCACUUUUCACUCCUUUCACCACCUGACUCUUGAUCGUCACGAAUAUAGUAGUCCCCUCAAUGAAGCAAACAUGAGCUGUAAGUGCUUCCUAGUGUUGCUUAAAUUGAAUAAAUCAGGAAUCUACUUCUGUCUCCGAGUAGAUGAAUUAAAACUGCUGUGGCGCCGCUCUUGUAGCUUCAACGGGGUGAUGCUUUAUUGGUGUGUUUGUAUAUACUGCACAGCACUUUAAAAUGUAAACAUGCAGACCUAUUUUCAGCUCUCAGUGACACAUACUGAUGUAGUAUAUAUUCCUAUGAAUAAAAAGUGUUUAAUGUG
This is a messenger RNA of Larimichthys crocea (large yellow croaker), 2933 nucleotides long. It is a transcript of the gene zbtb49, whose product is annotated as zinc finger and BTB domain containing 49. Gene Ontology annotation, biological process: regulation of transcription by RNA polymerase II. Lineage: Eukaryota; Metazoa; Chordata; Actinopteri; Sciaenidae. The record is from RefSeq and is a predicted model, not a curated record. The coding region runs from base 213 to 2582 and encodes 789 amino acids. Gene Ontology annotation, molecular function: RNA polymerase II cis-regulatory region sequence-specific DNA binding; DNA-binding transcription factor activity, RNA polymerase II-specific; protein binding. The transcript has 8 exons.